Molecule: messenger RNA, 1695 nt
Organism: Hippocampus comes (tiger tail seahorse)
Lineage: Eukaryota; Metazoa; Chordata; Actinopteri; Syngnathiformes; Syngnathidae
Gene: ccdc24
Product: coiled-coil domain containing 24
Exons: 9
Coding region: 54-1118 (354 amino acids)
Source: RefSeq, a predicted model, not a curated record
CCGCCUCCCUAACGAAGACAAGCGCUAUAGAAAAUCCGCUGACUGCCACCCAUAUGCAGUCUACCAGUGGGAACCACACUUGGUGCCCCGGUCCAUCUCUGUGGAGCCUGAUUAUUGAGCAUGUCCCAAGGUCCGAGAUGCCCAAGAUUCAUGCCACGCUGGGAUGUUCGCUGGUUGACAUGUACACGGAGCUACACGCAGAGGCAGUCAUGUGGUACAAAAUAUGGCAGGACAGCCAGCAGGCUGGAGCCCAGUUCUCCCGAUUCAAAGGCCCCCUGGCCGACCCGCCGGUGAUCAAGGAGCUGGUGAGGGCCGAGGUCAGGAUGCUGCUGGAGAAUCUCCAAGAGAAAUUCCUCAGGGAAGGAAGGCACGACGAGGAGUUCUUAAGUCGUUACAACGAGAAGACGGUAAACUUCGCCCUGGGUCGCCUUGACAUCGGCGCUGAGCCGAAAGAUGAUCUCAGCUCACGCUUGUCCAUCCAGUCGAGCAUCGAAGGGGAGAUUGAAGCGUUGAAGGACAAGCUGAAUAUCAUCGACAUCAACAACGUGGUUGAACAUCUCAAGUCUAUCCUAGCUGAAGAAUGUGCGGUGCUGAAAGCAAAAGUUCAGCACAUACAGGAAAUGAUCAAAAAGCAAUGCAAGUGUCAGGCGGAGGGAGUGAAUAGUGAACCGACUCUUGCAGAAUUGAAAGAACUGAGAGGGGCUAUUCAAAAAGACUUUGAGCUCUACCCCUCGCCGCCCCCGCCUGUCGCAGAGAAAGCAGCGAGACAGACAUUUAGACUAUCAACAGGACAAAGGAAGUCUGAUAAAACCUUGUACACAUUAACUCCUACCUCCUUCCGAAGGCCACAUCCUCCCUCCGCUCCACCUCACAUGAACUUUUGUGGCUCUCUAAAGCCGAUUGACACUUUGGAGAACACCUCAAGGACUUCUCAUCAGCAUAAAAGUGCCACGUCAGCGUCUCGACACAGAAAAGUCCGCCUUAAAACCCCCGCCAGCGAGCCGGUGGUAAUGGAGCCUUCACGCCUGGAGGAAAAUGACUUGGAUUUCCUCUGGCGGCUCACCACCACCACAGAUAGCUCACCCUUCUUCCCCUCACAGUAUCUCCAGCCAGGGUAGCAAGGGUGAUUUAUGGACAUAAGAAAGUUAACUGUAAAAGUGUUUGUGCAAUGAAAGACUGCAGUUACAAGGGGAAAGGGCAUGAGUGGACAAGAUGCCAGUAGCACAGAAGCCACCGUGUCACUCAUCUGUGGUAGUCUGCAUUUGAACUCACGGCAAACAUGGACAUUUUUUUUUUCAUCAGGACUAUCUGAACAAGUGUUUACAACCAAGUCACUUCUACAAGGGUGACAAGUCAGCCAUCCAGCUGGCAUCAAUUGAGAUUUUUAUUCAGGAAAUUUCUACUAAAGGUGUGAUUGUUUUGGAGAAUAUGACUCAUUUGCACAUACUGUUUAGCUAUGUACUGUAUUUACACAAGAAGAUAUAUGAAAAGUAUUUGCUUUAUUAUUUUAAAACAGGGCUGAUACACAGUACACAUUCACAUCAGUUCGGAAAGAAAUAUACCGACAGUCACAAUUCUCCUCCCCAAAACGGUUAUGUGUUGUAGUACCAAUACUGACCUGUGAGAGGCAGCAUGGUGCCACGGGGCAUACGGAUUGGUGGAAAAUGCAACGAAUACCGGUAAAUUGAAGCAUAU